Molecule: messenger RNA, 1002 nt
Organism: Nymphalis io (European peacock)
Lineage: Eukaryota; Metazoa; Arthropoda; Insecta; Lepidoptera; Nymphalidae
Gene: GSTd1
Product: glutathione S-transferase 1-like
Exons: 6
Coding region: 212-937 (241 amino acids)
Biological process (GO): glutathione metabolic process
Molecular function (GO): glutathione transferase activity
Source: RefSeq, a predicted model, not a curated record
CUUGAAACAGCGUUGUAAGAAACGUAUUUUAAAAACAAAUUACAAUACACUUAUAAUAAUAAUUUUCAAGUUUCAAAAACUUCAAAGCUCGACUUAAAUUUUAUUAUUAUAAAUAAAUUAUUUUUUAUAUUUUGCAUUGUCUGAACAUCAUUAGAUCUGUAUUUCUUGUGUAACAUAGAGUUCUUAAAAGUCAGUCAAACUGGGGCAAUGUAUGGAUAAAACUGUUGUGGAAAAGAUAAAGGCGGCAAACAACGCCGCGGCAAGAUCUAAAGGCAACAGGAUGCCGGCUCAACCUAUAAAAUUGUACUACCUACCACCGUCGCCUCCAUGCCGUUCAGUGAUGAUGACGGCCAGAGCAUUGGAUAUAGACCUGGAUCUUGUGCUCACGAAUAUUAUGGAAGGCCAACAUAAAACACCAGAAUUUUUGAAGAUGAAUCCACAACACACGAUACCAACAAUGGAUGACAACGGUUUUAUAUUAUGGGAAAGUCGCGCUAUCAUGUCUUAUUUGGUUAAUGCAUAUGGACGUGAUGACUCUUUGUAUCCAAGAAAUCCACGUCAGAGAGCACUUGUUGAUCAAAGGCUUAAUUUUGAUCUAGGUACAUUGUUUAAGCGAUACAUGGACCUUUACGUUCCAAUGUUGUUUAAAGGUGAGGCAUAUAAUGACGAGGCUGCCGAGAAGUUAAACGAAGCUUUGGAUUGGUUGAAUAUCAUGUUAGAAGGCCGCACAUUCGUUGCUGGAGACAACCUCACCAUCGCCGAUAUAUCUAUAGUCGUCACUCUUUCUAAUUUAGAGGCCUUUGGAUUUGACUACAGUGCUCAUGAAAACGUCGCAAAAUGGUUUGAGAGAACGAAAAAAACUCUCGAACCUUAUGGCUAUGCAGAAAUAGAUCAAGCGGGUGCAAACAUUCUUGCAUCAUUCUUGAAAAAAGAAUAAAUACUAAAAUUAUUUUAUUGUUAAUUUCAUUACUAGUAUACGCAAUAAAAACGUUACCACACGAA